AGAUCAAAGUACAGAUCUGGGUGCAAACUACAAUCAGCCUCUGUCAUGUACCAGUAUUAUAAAAGAAAGGAAACACACAACUUGAAUAGAACAUCCUCUCCUUUGGUAUGAGAAACUUUGCACUGCACCUAAGACAUUGUCAGAAGAAGAUUACCAAGACACAAGCCCUCAACUUCUCCGCCUUUGCGUGCCCUGUUUUUCAGUCACAAGACCCAUGUCUUCCAAUCCAAAACCUCCAAAGCAGAAGGCGGGCAUUGGUCAACCUCUUACAACUACGCUUUUCAGACCAACCCAUUUGGUACGACAAGAGAAUGCAUGCCCAGGUUGUCGUAUCGGGCUUUCAAGAUGAUGUUUUUCUUGCUAAUCUUCUAUUGCACUCUUACACAAAAUCUGACUCUAUUGUUUACGCGCGGAAACUGUUUGAUAAAAUGCCGGAAAAGAACUCAGUUACUUGGUCCUCUAUGGUUUCUAUGUAUACCAAGCAUGGUAAUGACGAAGAAGCAUUGGUGAUGUUUUCAGAGUUCUGCCGGAAUUCCGAUGGGAAGCCGAAUGAGUAUACUUUAGCUAGUGUUAUUCGGGCUUGUACGCGAUUGGGAGGGGUUGAUCAAGGUGCUCAAGUGCAUAGUUUUGUUGUGAAGACUGGUUUUGAUCAGGAAGUUUAUGUGGGUACUUCUUUAGUCGAUUUUUACUCAAAAAAUGGUGAUAUAGAAGAAGCAAAACUAAUUUUUGAUGGUUUAAAAGUUAAAAGUGCAGUUACUUGGACUAUCAUGAUAGCAGGGUAUGCAAGAUGUGGAAGAAGUGAAGUGUCUUUGAAACUGUUCAACCAAAUGAGAGACACUGACGUUCUUCCUGAUAAAUAUGUGAUUUCUAGUCUUCUGAUUGCAUGUUCUGCGCUCAAGUUCAUUGGAGGUGGCAAGCAAAUCCAUGCUUAUGUGCUUAGAAGGGGAACAGUAAUGGAUGUUUCAGUGGUUAAUGUACUCGUAGAUUUCUACACAAAGUGCGGUGAAGUGCAGGCAGGACGGAAACUAUUCAAUACAAUAGUAGUCAAGGACCUCAUUUCAUGGACCACAAUGAUAGCUGGGUAUAUGCAAAACUCAUUUAACCGGGAGGCCGUUAAGCUAUUUUCUGAAAUGGCCAGAUUGGGUUGGAAGCUAGAUGGAUUUGGGUGCAGUAGUAUUCUUACUUCGUGUGCUUCACUUGAGGCCCUUAAUCAUGGGAGAGAAGUGCACGCUUAUGCUAUCAGAGUUAAUCUUGUUUAUGAAGAUUAUGUGAAGAAUAGUUUGAUUGAUAUGUAUGCAAAAUGUGAUUCCCUUACUAAUGCAAGAAGAGUUUUUGAUUCAAUGGCUGAUCAUAAUGUGGUCUCUUACAAUGCAAUGAUUGAAGGAUACUCAAGACAGGAUGAGAUGUCUGAAGCGCUGGAUCUUUUCAAUGAGAUGAGGAUUAGAUUGCUCCACCCGAGUCUCUUGACAUUCGUUAGCCUUCUUGGUGUCUCAGCUGCUUUAUUUACAUUGGAAUUGAGCAAGCAAAUCCAUGGUCUGGUCACCAAAUAUGGGUACUGUUUGGACGUAUUUGCUGGCAGUGCUCUCAUAGAUGUUUAUUCUAAGUGCUCAUGUAUUAGUGAUGCCAGACUUGUAUUCGAGGAGAUGAAUGAGAAAGACAUUGUAGUGUGGAAUGCGAUGUUCUGCGGAUACACCCAACAGCUGGAAAGUGAAGAGGCUCUCAAGUUAUACUUGGAAUUACAGUUAUCAAGACAAAAACCCAAUGAAUUUACUUUUGCUGCCCUAGUCUCAGCUGCCAGUAACCUAGCAAGUAUCCAGCAUGGUCAACAGUUCCAUAACCAGCUCAUUAAGAUGGGUCUUGACAGUGAUCCAUUUGUCACAAAUGCCCUUGUGGAUAUGUAUUCCAAGUGUGGAAGCAUUGAAGAGGCUUGCAAAAUAUUUGAUUCCAAAAUUUGGAGUGAUGUUGCCUGUUGGAAUUCCAUAAUCUCAACAUAUGCCCAACAUGGAGAAGCAGAACAAGCCCUUAUUAUGUUUGAUAGAAUGAUGAAGGAGCAAAUAAAACCCAACUUUAUCACAUUUGUGGGUGUGCUAUCAGCUUGUAGCCAUGCAGGCCUUGUGGAAGAUGGACUUCGCCACUUUGAAUCAAUGCCUCAGUUUGGAAUCGAACCAGGGACAGAGCAUUAUGCUUGCAUAGUUUCUCUCCUGGGUCGUGCUGGUAAAUUAUUUGAAGCUAAGGAAUUUAUUAUGAAAAUGCCGAUAAAACCAGAAGCGAUUGUAUGGAGGAGCUUGCUCAGUGCAUGCACAGCUGCAGGCAACAUUGAAUUGGGGAGGUAUGCAGCAGAGAUGGCAAUUUUGAGUGAUCCAGUAGAUAGUGGAUCAUAUAUCUUACUUUCAAAUAUUUAUGCAUCCAAAGGUUUGUGGGCUGAUGUCAAGAGGGUGAGGGAAAAAAUGGAAUACAAUGGGGUGGUGAAAGAAACUGGGUGUAGUUGGGUUGAAGCGAAUAACGAAGUUCAUACAUUUGCUGCGAAAGAUAGAACGCAUCGCGAGACCGGUCUUAUACUUUCAAUUCUAGACAGUUUGAUUCUACAGAUGAAAGGGCUUGGUUAUGUGCCUGACACUAUGACACUUCUGAUAAAUGAUUGAGGAGAAGCAUGGUGGGAUAAUGCUAAGUGAAGCCAACAUUAUGAGCCCCUGAUGAAACCAGGAAAUGAAAAUUUGCAGUGUGCAUCUUGUUUGAGUGAAGGUUUGAGCUUGAUAAGAGCUAAAUCUUGGGCUUCUUCUAAUUUGGGUGUUUUAGCUGGUGCAUAUGAACUGGUUUGUAGCCACUUCUUCUUGGCUUUUAACUGCAAAGGAUUUGCCUUUGCCAUCUCAGCUUAAGUGCUGUGAUAGUGAUGGUGGAUUUUCUCUUGAGUUUGAAGUACAAGUCCCAUUUAAGAAGCUGGUAAAGACAUUAUCACGGGACAGAUAAUCCUAAGAAUUUUUUUAUUCUUUUUAUUGAAAUGGGAGAGGAGAUUUGAACUUGAGACAUUUUUCAACAAACUAGAGAGAAAUACCGCGAAAUUUGGAUCGAGAUGACAUGUACGUGUAAACAGAAAAUCAAUUCCAAAUGUACAUAUGCAUGAAUGUUGUGAAAGCAAGCUAAUGCAUGUCUUCAUUCUUAUACAACAUGAGAAUGAAGAAAUAUUACAGGAAAAUUGAUUGAAAAAUGCAAUCUUCCAAACCCUCACCAUUUUAAGGUUGCUA
Molecule: messenger RNA, 3242 nt
Organism: Prunus avium (sweet cherry)
Lineage: Eukaryota; Viridiplantae; Streptophyta; Magnoliopsida; Rosales; Rosaceae
Product: Tetratricopeptide repeat (TPR)-like superfamily protein
Biological process (GO): RNA modification
Molecular function (GO): protein binding; RNA binding
Source: RefSeq, a predicted model, not a curated record